Molecule: messenger RNA, 474 nt
Organism: Rhipicephalus sanguineus (brown dog tick)
Lineage: Eukaryota; Metazoa; Arthropoda; Arachnida; Ixodida; Ixodidae
Product: putative nuclease HARBI1
Exons: 2
Coding region: 1-474 (157 amino acids)
Source: RefSeq, a predicted model, not a curated record
AUGGAGGCGCACAACGACACGGAAUUUCUCUGCCGGUACCGAUUUUCCAAGCAAGCGGUGAUACGCCUCAUGGAAAUGCUGCCGCUGCAUCCAAAAGACAGCGAACGCGGCCACCCCAUUCCGCCCCUCCUCCAGCUCCUCAUCGCGCUGCGAUUCUACGGCGCUGGAACCUUUCAAGUAGUUACCGGGGACCUUGUGAAUGUGUCGCAAGCAAGCGUAUCACGCAUCAACGAGCGCUUGUCAAGAAUGAUAGCCGACACAUUGUUCCCUCAGCUUGUGAAAUUGCCCAACGCCACUGAAGCGGCCGUGGUAAUGGAGGAGAUUUAUGCCAUUGCCGGUUUCCCUGGUGUAAGUGGGUGCAUAGACUGCACUCAUGUGCCCAUGAAAAAUCCUGGUGGCGAAGACGCAGAGGUCUUUCGGGAUCGAAAGGGGUACUUCUCAAUCAAUGUCCAGUACAUCCAACUGCAGUUUUAG